Molecule: messenger RNA, 3000 nt
Organism: Psylliodes chrysocephalus
Lineage: Eukaryota; Metazoa; Arthropoda; Insecta; Coleoptera; Chrysomelidae
Source: the annotation of a GenBank genome assembly
AUGGGUUUAACCAGGCGCGUUUUACUUCUUUUAUUAGCGGCCUUUUCCUACUACAGGAUAAAUGCUGAACAAGUUGUCGUCUUGGACACCACGGGGGAGGCGAGUUUGGAUUGGACGCGGUACCCUUAUGGACCGCAAGCGAACACUCCAGGGUGGGUGGAGGAGUCUUUCACGAAUUUCCAAAAGGGCAUUAAUUGGAGAUCGUAUGUAGUCUGUGAUGUGGCCUACAACAAUGUUAACAACUGGUUGUGGACGCCGUUUAUAGAUAGGAACGUUUCGAACAGGAUGUACAUUGAAAUUAAAUUUACGAUACGGGAUUGCAGUCUUUUUCCUGGAAACGCCUUGUCGUGUAAAGAAACAUUUAGUUUGCUGUAUUACGAAUUUGAUGCAGUUACAAGAGAACCACCCCCAUGGGAUGCUGAAAGAUACAAACUUAUAAGUCGCAUAGCCGCUGGUGAAGGACGAUUCAACUCCAACAGCGAAGUCAACAUCAACACAGAAGUCAAAAGCAUUCCUGUCACCAAAAAGGGAGUGUACUUCGCUUUUAGAGACCAGGGAGCUUGUAUAUCUCUUUUAGCAAUAAAAAUUUACUACAUAGUCUGUCCAGAAGUGACAAUAAACUUUGUUAGAUUUCCAACGACGCCAACUGGCAAAGGAAUUACUACCAUCGAACAAUCAUCGGGUACUUGCGUUAGCAAUGCAGAAGCUGUAGGUGGUACUCCAACUUAUCUCUGCCAAGGUGACGGUAAAUGGACACUGCCAACUGGAAGCUGCAAGUGCAAGGCUGGUUUCCAACCGGAUUUGGAGAAACAAACUUGCAACGUAUGUCAACAAGAAACGUAUAAAGCCGAAACAGGUGAUGGUCCAUGUCUUCCAUGUCCUCCAUUCUCUCAAGGACCAGAUUACGGUUUAACAGAAUGUAGAUGCAUUCCUGGAUAUUAUAGGUCACCUACAGAUCCUAGAAACAUGUCUUGUACACAACCUCCAUCAGCACCACAAAACUUAACAGUCACUUUCGUGGACCAACUUACUGUUAUUUUAAGUUGGUUACCUCCUGAUAAUCUUGGUGGGAGAUCGGAUACUGUUUAUAGGAUAAAGUGCGACGCUUGUAGUCCGGGAUUGGUUCAAUAUAAUCCUAAUUCGGAAACCUUUAACGAUACUCGGAUAACCAUAAGCGGUUUGAACGCGGUUACGACCUACAGAUUUCAGAUCUUCGCCGAAAACGGAGUUUCGCACGCCGGUCAUAGAGACGCUCCGGAAUACGCCGAUAUCGUAGUCACAACCGAAGCUUCGGUUGCAAGCAGCAUUACCAACAUUAGGGUAACUUCCGUUAAAAGUACGGAGAUCAACUUGGCUUGGGAUGCGCCUAGUACAAAUGACGGGUCUGAAAUAGAAAACGAUUUAGUUGAAGCUUAUGAGGUACGAUGGUUUCAAAGAAACGACAUAGAUUACAGCAACAACAGUUUGCUUACGUCUGAUUUGUCAGCUACGGUUACGGGUUUGCAACAAAGGACUGAAUAUGGAUUGCAAGUUAGAGCCAAAACGCAAAGAGGUUGGGGGGCGUAUUCGCCUGUUAUAUUCAAAACGACCGGACAAAUGCUACAUCCAGCUUACAUAGGAGAAGAAGAAGGCUUCAGACUGCAACUGGUGGCUGGAGGAAUCGUUGCAGUCGUCGUAAUUUUGGUUGCCAUCAUCGUAUUAACCGUCGUCUUUAUCAGAUCAAGAUCUAACGAUGAAUGUAACAAAAAACAACCCAGCGAUUGCGAUACGUUGGAAUAUCGUAACGGAGAAGUGACAACACCGCUUUUUACCGGCAUCAGCGGUUCUUCCAGAACCUACAUCGAUCCUCACACUUACGAAGACCCCAAUCAGGCUGUAAGAGAAUUCGCCAGAGAAAUUGACGCCAGUUGUAUAACAAUAGAAGCGAUCAUAGGCGGUGGAGAAUUUGGUGACGUAUGCAGAGGAAAACUGAAAAUGAACGGGGUAGACAUCGAUGUGGCGAUAAAAACCUUGAAGGCCGGAUCUUUGGAUAAAUCUCGAAACGAUUUCCUAACCGAAGCCUCCAUAAUGGGUCAAUUCGAACAUCCGAACGUCAUCUUUUUGCAAGGAGUGGUAACGAAAUCGAAUCCCGUGAUGAUUAUUACCGAGUACAUGGAAAAUGGAUCACUUGACACGUUCCUGAGGGCGAACGAUGGGAAAUUCCAAGUGAUCCAACUCACAGGUAUGCUGAGAGGCAUAGCAUCGGGUAUGCAAUAUCUCAGCGAGAUGAACUACGUCCAUCGAGAUUUGGCGGCCAGAAACGUGCUGGUGAAUUCGCAAUUAAUAUGUAAGAUAGCCGAUUUCGGCUUGAGUCGAGAAAUCGAAAGCGCUACCGAAGGAGCGUAUACGACAAGGGGCGGAAAAAUUCCGGUCCGAUGGACGGCUCCGGAAGCAAUAGCGUUCAGGAAAUUUACUUCGGCCAGCGACGUAUGGUCGAUGGGUAUUGUGUGUUGGGAAGUGAUGUCCUACGGGGAGCGGCCGUACUGGAACUGGUCGAAUCAAGAUGUCAUUAAGAGCAUCGAAAAGGGUUACAGAUUGCCAGCGCCUAUGGAUUGUCCGGAAGCAAUUUACCAAUUAAUGCUAGAUUGUUGGCAAAAAGAAAGGACCCACAGGCCUACUUUCCAAUCGAUUGUAAAAACUUUAGAUAAAUUAAUUCGAGUCCCUGAUACCCUAAGAAAAAUUGCUCAGAAUCGAUCAACCAAUCCCCUGUCCGCCGACGCCCCUGAUCUCACGAAUUUCACUUGCAUCGAAGAGUGGUUGAACUCGAUCAAAAUGACCAGGUACUUGGAGAACUUCCACACCGGCGGCAUCAACAACAUGGACGCCGUCGUCAAUCUCACCGUCAAAGAGUUGACGGAGUUGGGCAUCACGCUGGUCGGCCAUCAGAAGAAGAUCAUGAACAGCGUUCAGAAUAUUAGGGCGCAGAUUCGGGUGAAUGGCAACGAAGGAUUUUUGGUGUAA